AAUUGAAUUUGUUUGUCUCCAAUUAUUUUAAUUUGUUUAUCUUGAAAUGAGUGUUAAAGUUUGAGAGAUUUUCUUUACCUGAAUUGGUAGUGGCCCCACAGAGCCGAGGGUGUAUGGCUUACGCGCUAGCCUCUCCAGACCCUAGUUGUUGUUGUUGGUAGUGGCCCCGCAGAAAUAUCAUUCAUGCUACAUCCUAAAAAUGUUCCCAGCUUUAUGUUUCUUUAUAUUAAGAAAUUUGAUAUUCAGAAGCCUUUUAAUUGUACAAAUCACAAUCUAUUAGCCAAAUCAGCUACUGUCUCUAUGUCUAUGAGUAUCAGUAAUAUAGAAAUCGGCCAGAACCCUGCUGCAGGUGUAGGAUUCUUCCUGAAAGAAAAGACUCUUCUUUUUCUUCUCCUUUAGCGUUAACACCUUUUCAUCAAAGAUUUUUGCAGCAUGAGCAUUUCUUAAAUGUUGUUGCUGCUCGCUAAUCUAGCCGCUUCUUUGCUAACGUAAACAGUUCAUUGAUUUUGUACCUCUGAACCUUGGAGCUCCUACCUGAUUCUGAUGGCAACAUUAAAUUUUAUUUCCUUGGGUCCAAAAGUUGUUCCACCUGUCAAAGUUCCUAGGUUCUAGCAUUUUGUACUUUUAUAAGCUGCCUCCAUGGCUAGCUAAUAAUGUUCGUGCUUUUUAAUUAUACACAAUUUGCUCUCUUAUAUAUUCAUCCAAAGUGUGGUGCCUAUUACUUGGUAAAAUAUGUGAAAGGUCAUUACUUGCCCAAAUGAGCUUUGAACAAUAACACCGCCUAACAGUUGUAGUUCUGGCUUAGUUGGAAUUUAAUUUAAGCUGGUGUGGAUAACAAAACUUGGCCCCAGUUCGACUGGAGAGAUGAAGAAACUUUAGCACAAAUAGGAUGGAGAGCCUAAUGAUCGCAUGAUCAACAAAUUGUGUGAAUAUGCUUCGAAAAAUCCACUUCGGAUACCGAAGAUAACAAGUGUUCUUGAGCAAAGGUGCUACCGGGAAUUAAGAAACGAGAAUAUUGGGUCUGUAAAGGUAGUCAUGUGUAUCUACCGGAAGUUGCUUACAUCCUGUAAGCAACAAAUGCCACUAUUUGCUGGGAGCUUUCUCAGUAUAAUACACAUUUUGCUGGAUCAGACGAGGCACGAUGAAAUGCGCAUAGUUGGAUGCCAAGCUCUUUUUGACUUCAUAAUUAACCAGAGGGACUCUACAUAUAUGUUUAACUUUGAAGGCCUGAUUCCUAAAAUCUGUCUUCUUGCUCAAGAGAUGGGUGAGGAUGAAAGAGUGCUUAAAUUGCGCUGCGCUGGUCUUCAAGCCCUGUCUGCUAUGAUAUGGUUUAUGGGUGAGUUUUGUCACAUGCCAGCGGAAUUCGAUAGUGUGGCGGCUGCAGUUUUAGAAAAUUGUGAAGGCCCUAAGGAGAAGCUGGAUCCUAAUGAUGAUAAUCAAGAUAAGCAGAAUCAUGGAGUCCAACUGGCUUCUUCUGGGGAACACCAGAUGUCGUCAUCCCCCGAUGAACUGAGAAGGGCUACUUCUUGGAGGAAUAUAGUAACAGACAGAGGCCUUAGUGUAACUGGGGAAGAUUCGAGAAACCCCAAGUUUUGGUCAAAGGUGUGCUUACAUAACAUGGCAAAGUUAGCUAAGGAGGCAACAACUGUACGACGUGUUCUGGAGUCCCUGUUCCGUUAUUUUGAUAAUGCUGAUCUUUGGUCUCGUGAACAUGGAGUUGCCCUCGUUGUCUUGCUUGACAUGCAAUCUAUUAUGGAAAAUUCAGGGCAGAACACACACUUCUUGCUGUCUACUUUGAUCAAGCACCUUGAUCACAAGAAUGUCCUUAAAAAUCCAAAUAUGCAGAUAGAAAUUGUUGAAGUUGCCAGCUCCCUUUCUAAGGCAACAAAGGCUCAGCCAUCUCUUACGAUAGUUGGUGCGUUUAGUGAUAUGAUGAGACACCUCCGCAAGAGCAUACUCUGUUCUGUUGAUGACUCGGAACUUGGGGAAGAAGUAAUUCAAUGGAACAGAAAGUUUUACACAGCAGUUGAUGAAUGCCUUGUACAGAUGUCCCAGAAGGUAGGAGAUGCUGGUCCUAUUCUUGAUGUGAUGGCAGUGAUGCUGGAAACAAUUUCAAAUGUAACAGUUAUGGUGAGAAAUACGAUGGCUGCUGUUUAUCGAACUGCUCAGAUAAUUGCAUCCUUACCAAAUCUUUCAUAUAAAAACAAGGCUUUCCCUGAGGCAUUAUUCCAUCAAAUUCUUUUAGCUAUGGUCUCCCCAGACCAUGAAACAAGACUUGUGGCACAUCGUGUCUUUUCUGUUGUACUUGUCCCAUCUUCAGUUUGCCCCCGUCCAACCUCUGUCCAUCCACGGUCAACAAAGGCUUCUGGUAUUCAGAGGACCCUAUCUAGAACCGUUUCAGUGUUUUCUUCUUCAGCUGCGCUUUUUGAUAAAUUAAAAAAAGAACAAUCUCCCUCUCAUGACAAUGUUGCUGGAAAGGAAAAAACAUUCAAUGCUAAAUCAAUGGUGAAAAACCAAUCAAUGCUGAAAAGAUUAACAUCAAGCUAUAGUCGAGCUUAUACUGUGAAAAGAAAUUCGUUACCUGGAACUGACGAAGGAAAAGAGAUUGGUAACACAGAAGAGGAGCAGGAUGGAAUUUUUCUCAAGCUGAAAAUUCGACAGAUCAGCCUCUUGCUGUCUUCACUGUGGGUGCAGGCAAUCUCUCCUGCAAAUACUCCAGAGAAUUAUGAAGCAAUUGCUCAUACUUACAGCUUGGUGGUGUUAUUUUCACAAACAAAGAAAUCCAGCCAUGAGGCUCUUAUUCGAAGUUUCCAGCUAGCAUUUUCUUUGAGGAACAUUUCUAUAGGAGGGAAAGGAUCUCUACCACCGUCACGUCGCAGGUCACUCUUUAUGUUGGCGACAUCCAUGAUUAUUUUCCUAUCUAAAGCAUACAACUUUAUCCCUGUUGUUGCUUGUGCUAAAGCUGCAUUGACAGAUAAAACAGUUGAUCCUUUCCUUCAGCUGGUAGAUGACUGUAAACUGCAAGCUGGAACUGGUAACACAGAGCAUGCAGUCAAAGUCUAUGGCUCGAAAGAGGAUGAUGAUGAUGCCCUGAAAUCACUUUCAGCAAUACAACUAUCUAGUAACCAAACUACAGAAUAUUUUGCUUCAAUAAUAGUGGAGAGCUUGAGGAAUUCUUAUAAAAAUAAGACUGCUGCUAUAAAGGAUCAGUUGCUUAAAGAUUUCCUUCCUGAUGAUGUUUGUCCUUUGGGAGCUCAGCUAGUCUCAGAAACAUCAGGACAGAUCUACCAAUUCGGUUCAGAAGAUGAUAAAAGUCUGGACGAGCAGGUUGGGGACCCGACGCUGCCCAUCUUAGAGGACGGCGUACCAACUGAGAAUAAGAAUAUAACUAACUCACACCUUUCUCUGCAAAUUCCAGACCUCUUAACUGUCACUCAGUUCCUCGAUUCGGUUUCAGAUACAACACUGCAAGUAGGAAGACUCUCUGUCUCAACUUCUGAUAUGACAUACAAGGACAUGGCAGGCCAUUGUGAGGCCCUUCAAGCAGGGAAGCAGGAAAAGAUGUCACAUUUAAUGAUUGCCCAAGCGUCUCGAGAAAAUCCUUUUGACUUUUAUGGACAGGACUAUAUCCAGGCAAAUAUAAAGCCACCUUACAACUGCGUUGAUACAAAAUCUACUCCAGUUGAACAUACACAUGUCAAACAUGGCUCUGACUCCAAUUUGUCAAAUCCCUUUAUCAAUGUCACUCCAACGCCAUGUGCAACUGAAUCCAAGCGCCAUCCCAACUUCUUUGCACUACCUGCCUCAAGUCCAUAUGACAACUUUUUGAAGGCAGCUGGAAGUUAAUGUCAUCAGUUCAAGAGUUUGAGAGGUAGCAAAAGCUUGAAGAAUCUCACUUUUGUCUAAAUUUUGCAUCACUCUACUGCUAAUAUAGUUUUAUGAUUGCAAACAAUUUUGGGGUCUGCUCAUUGGAGCAUAUUCUGAUUUAUUUCUUCUUGUAUCGUUCUUCCUAUCCAUUUGAUCCAAGGAAAGUUACUAAGAUUCAUGGAAAUGAGGGAAUUUUGUAUAGAAUAUUUUCAAAAGAACGUAAGAUUGUAUAAAUAUAGGGCGACGAAACUUCUAUAUGUUGAGCUUAGGUUGGCAAACAUCAAUUCUAUGUUAUGUAUAUAUGGUCUUUAUAACUACAAUUCAUCAAUGAAGGCAUUAUUUCCUUUCCUGUUUUA
Messenger RNA from Nicotiana tabacum (common tobacco), 4223 nucleotides. Its product is annotated as protein SEMI-ROLLED LEAF 2. NCBI's taxonomy places the organism in Eukaryota, Viridiplantae, Streptophyta, Magnoliopsida, Solanales, Solanaceae. The record is from RefSeq and is a predicted model, not a curated record.